Molecule: messenger RNA, 162 nt
Organism: Postia placenta MAD-698-R-SB12
Lineage: Eukaryota; Fungi; Basidiomycota; Agaricomycetes; Polyporales; Adustoporiaceae
Exons: 1
Source: RefSeq, a predicted model, not a curated record
ACACCUCAUACUUACCUUGAUGGCACAUUCCUCUUCACUUACCUAGGAAUGUGGGCCGUGGGGACCUCUCAUAGCACGGCGACCAUGUCCUCAGGGGGACCUUGCGGUUUGUAUGGGCUUCGGCUCAUGCACCGUCUCAAUAUUUCCCUGUUCCAUUUCGGC